This is a messenger RNA of Anguilla rostrata (American eel), 1295 nucleotides long. RefSeq names its product vascular endothelial growth factor C-like. Gene Ontology annotation, molecular function: growth factor activity; chemoattractant activity; vascular endothelial growth factor receptor 3 binding. Gene Ontology annotation, cellular component: membrane. The transcript has 3 exons. Lineage: Eukaryota; Metazoa; Chordata; Actinopteri; Anguilliformes; Anguillidae. Bases 625 to 1275 code for a protein of 216 amino acids. Gene Ontology annotation, biological process: positive regulation of protein phosphorylation; vascular endothelial growth factor signaling pathway; response to hypoxia. The record is from RefSeq and is a predicted model, not a curated record.
CCCUAACAACCCCUCGUGUUCCUAGGGAGGCCAAAUGAGAGCGAGUGAGAGACAGGGAAAGGGAGAGAGAGAAAGUGUGAGAGCGAGAGAGAGAGAGAGAGAGAAAGAGGAAGGGAGGGAGAAUUGGAACUAGAGGUGGGAAAUAACAGAAAGGAAGGACAGUGUUACACAGAAAAGAGAAGGGCAGAGAAAGGGGAGAAGAGAGAGAGAGAGAGAGGGGAAGAGAGAGUGUGAGAGAGAGACAGAGAUUGUCGUACUCACCGCCAAGCAUACCUUCGCAGACUUUGAACACAGCAGGGCUGAAUAUUCCCGGGCUCAGCUGAGCAGGAUGGAGCCCAUCACAGGCUGGUGCUGAACCCCGUCUCUUUCUGUCCCGAGUGGAGGCUCAGUGGGGGGUGGGGGGGCGAAGAAAGGGGGGGAGAAGAGGAGGGGUGGAGAGCAACACGAGACGUUUGUACGGGACGUCCUGACCGAAGGGGGACAGAGGGACCCCUCCGCGAGGCGGGCUGCCAUGCUCCAGAGCUCCACGUCAGGAUUCUGCGCCGACCCAAACCCAACGUCCCAAACGGAGAUGGCUCAGGAAGACCGGGGACCCCGCUGAUCCGUCCGGCUGUACCCGACACCAUGCGGACACCGUCGCUGACCCUGUGGCUCCUCUGGGUUUGGAGCCUCUCCGGCGGGACCGGCUUCGAGCGGGACGGUCGGCAGGGGGCGGACGGCGCGGAGGCCCAGCUGGGCGGAGCCAGGCGGAGAGGCCUGGGGGCGGUAUCUAGUGUGGACGAGCUCCUGGAGCUCCUGUACCCCCAAUACGCGCUGGUCCAGCGGUGCCUCAGGGGGCGGGGCCAGGGGACGCCCUCUCGACUCCGCCCCGAUGAGGUCACCUGGGAGGAUCCCCAUGAGGCAGCACUCCACUGGGAUGAUGGCGCCAUCCAAGUCAUCAUGGCGGAGAUGGAGCGCACGGCGUGCCGUCCGCGGGAGGUGUGUCUGGAGGUGUCCAGGGAGUACCCAGAAAGCCCCAGACACGUGUACGUGCCGCGCUGCGUGUCUGUGCACCGCUGCGGGGGAUGCUGCAACCACGAGGCCCUGCACUGCUCCAACAGCAGCCACAGGCUGGUCAACAAGACCGUGAGUGUGUCUCACACACACACACACACACACACACACUACUGCUCCAACAGCAGCCACAGGCUGGUCAACAAGACCGUGAGUGUGUCUCAUUCACACACACACACUACUGCUCCAACAGCAGCCACAGGGUGGUCAACAAGACCGUGAGUGUGUCUCAUUCACACACA